AGCUUCAAGAUGGUGCAACGCCUCACUUACCGCCGUAGGUUGUCCUACAACACAGCCUCCAACAAAACCAGACUGUCUCGAACACCUGGUAACCGAAUUGUGUACCUGUACACCAAGAAGGUUGGCAAAGCCCCCAAGUCGGCAUGUGGCAUCUGCCCAGGAAGACUGCGUGGAAUCCGCGCUGUAAGACCUCAGGUUCUGAUGAGGCUCUCAAAGACCAAGAAGCAUGUUAGCAGGGCCUACGGAGGAUCCAUGUGCGCCAAGUGUGUGCGUGACAGGAUCAAGCGUGCUUUCUUGAUUGAGGAGCAGAAGAUUGUGGUCAAGGUGCUCAAGGCACAAGCACAGAGCCAGAAGUUGAAGUGA
Menidia menidia (Atlantic silverside) is the source of this 363-nucleotide messenger RNA. The record is from the annotation of a GenBank genome assembly. Lineage: Eukaryota; Metazoa; Chordata; Actinopteri; Atheriniformes; Atherinopsidae.